This is a messenger RNA of Bacillus rossius redtenbacheri, 1515 nucleotides long. Its product is annotated as dipeptidase 1-like. Bases 1 to 1305 code for a protein of 434 amino acids. Gene Ontology annotation, biological process: proteolysis. The record is from RefSeq and is a predicted model, not a curated record. Lineage: Eukaryota; Metazoa; Arthropoda; Insecta; Phasmatodea; Bacillidae. Gene Ontology annotation, molecular function: metallodipeptidase activity. The transcript is spliced from 11 exons.
AUGGUCGACAUGUCGCUGUCGACCUUGAGGCAGGAUUGUGGCAUGGCGGGGGCGGAGCGGAGCCGGGGGCGGCCGGGGGCGGCGGCGCUGAUGCUCGGCCUGCUGGCGGCGGCGCUGGCGGCGGCCGCCGACCACGAGGCCCGUCUGGAGGCGGCGCGCCGCGUGCUGGCCGAGGCGCCGCUCAUCGACGGGCACAACGACCUGCCGUGGAACAUCCGCAAGUUCGUGCACAACCAGCUGAAGGAGUUCAACUUCGCCGCCGACCUGAAGGCCGUGGCGCCGUGGUCCAAGAGCCCGUGGUCGCACACGGACCUGCACCGACUGCGCCAGGGCAUGGUGGGCGGACAGUUCUGGGUGGCGUACGUGCCGUGCGAGUCGCAGAACCUGAACGCGGUCCAGCUCACUCUGGAGCAGAUUGACCUGAUCAAGCGACUCAUCGACAAGUACCAGCAGCACCUGCAGUUCGCGUCAUCCACCAAAGAGAUACUGGCGGCGCACAACGCAAGGAGGAUCGCGAGUCUGAUCGGCGUGGAGGGCGGACACAGCAUCGGCAACUCGCUGGCAGUGCUCAGGAUCCUGUACGACCUGGGCGUUCGCUACAUGACGCUCACGCACACCUGCCACACGCCCUGGGCGCAUUCUUCAUCCAUGGAGCAGCGAGCGACGUAUCCUGGCUACGGAGGACUGACGAACUUCGGCAAGGUGGUGGUGCUGGAGAUGAACCGGCUCGGCAUGAUGGUGGACCUGUCUCACGCCUCCGUGGCCACCAUGAAGGACGCGCUGGCCGUCAGCCGGGCGCCCGUCAUCUUCUCGCACUCCUCGGCCUUCGCGCUCUGCAACUCCACGCGCAACGUGCCCGACGACGUGCUGCGACACUUGGCCAGGAAUGGCGGUCUGGUGAUGGUCACCUUCUACAACUUCUUCGUGAAGUGCGGACCGGUGGCGACCGUGGCUGACGUGGCAGAACACAUCAAUUACAUUAAAAAUCUUAUCGGUGUGGAUCACAUUGGCGUAGGUGCAGACUUCGAUGGAAUAAACAGGACGCCGCAGGGGCUGGAGGACGUGUCCAUGUACCCGGGUCUGUUCGCCGAGCUGCUGAGGGGAGGUCGCUGGAGCCUGGCCGACCUCAGGAAGGUGGCCGGCCUCAACGUGCUCCGUGUGUUCGGCGCCGUCGAGCAGGUGCGGGACGAUAUGAAGGAGGCCGGCACAGCGCCCUCGGAGGAGUUCUUCUCCGGCCGCGUGGAGGAGGACAGCUCCAAGUGCUACUUCGACGUCGACGCCUCCGACAGGCUGACGGCUUGUUGAUGAGGCCUGGACAGCUCGCCCCGGACAGCGUCCUUCAGUUGAUAAGGCGCCUGGACAGCUCGCCCCGGACAGCUUCCUUCAGUUGAUGAGGCGCCCCGGACAGCUCUCAUCGGACAGCUUCCUUCAGUUGAUGAGGCGCCUGGACAGCUCGCCCCGGACAGCGUCCUUCAGUUGAUGAGGCGCCCCGGACAGCUCUCAUCGGACAGCUUC